Messenger RNA from Ornithodoros turicata, 3226 nucleotides. It is a transcript of the gene ssh, whose product is annotated as protein phosphatase Slingshot homolog 2-like. The transcript is spliced from 14 exons. Gene Ontology annotation, biological process: actin cytoskeleton organization; negative regulation of actin filament polymerization; protein dephosphorylation. Gene Ontology annotation, molecular function: actin binding; protein tyrosine/serine/threonine phosphatase activity. The coding region runs from base 235 to 2790 and encodes 851 amino acids. Lineage: Eukaryota; Metazoa; Arthropoda; Arachnida; Ixodida; Argasidae. The record is from RefSeq and is a predicted model, not a curated record. Gene Ontology annotation, cellular component: cytoplasm.
GACAGGGUGGGGGAGAAAGCGAAACGCAAAGCGGUGGCGACUUGACCUCUUGCGCAUGCUCGAGUUGAGUAUAGAAAAGUUUCUUGAGAACAUGGCGGAUAGCUGAAGAGUGGAUUUACGCUGCUUCAAAAUUCCUUCAGUAGUUAUGUUUUGCGUGUGCCUUUACGAGCAGUGCAUAUCUUGAAGGGGUGUGCAGUUGGGGCAGUAUCAUCUUUGUCAUUGUUUUGUGUCGAGAUGUCUCUAGUGACGGUGCUGCGUUCUCCUUGUCUCUCCACGGAUAGUUCCCCUACCAGCGAUCAGGAAGAAGAGGCUGAGACCAGUGGACAGGAAAAUCCACAUCGAAAGAACAGCAUCAGCGAGUGCUACCUGGCAGUGAAGGGGACCGCGCUGAUUUUGCCCCACGACGAGUGCGUCCACAUAUACCGGUGUCCCAACAACAAUAUCGUCGCUGGGGACAUCCGAGCACACCUUCAGUCCAUGCUCUACAUGCUGCGUCGGGAAGACACACUCAAGAUGGCCGUCAAGUUGGAGAGCCUGCACCCUUCGAGGACGCGGUACCUGGCAGUGGUGGAAAGGGGUGUGGGACAGAACGAGGCGUGCCUGCUGGGCAUGGAUUGCAACCACCGCACAACGAUUGGACUAGUCCUUCCCAUCUGGGCAGACACCAGGAUAACGCUCGACGGGGACGGGGGGUUUAGUGUGACAUCUAGCAGUGGGCAUUAUAUCUUCAAACCAGUAUCCGUGCAAGCUAUGUGGUCAGCACUUCAGUCCUUGCACAGGGCCUGCGCUAAGUCCCGGGAACUAAAUAACUUUCAAGGUGGGACAACUCGUGUUUGGGUUCAGCACUAUGCCGACAGGAUUCAGUCGGAUCAGUCCUGCCUCAAUGAAUGGCACGCCAUGGAUGACCUGGUCUCCAGAAGACCUCCUUCUCCGGAUUCUUCACGCUCAAAACCUACGGAAAAGGAGGAGACAAAGGCUCUGAUUAAGAGCAAACUCAAAGAAUUGAUGAUGGCACUAGAUCUAGAUGAAGUCACCAGCAAAUUUAUUCGGUCACGGCUGGAGGAAGAGCUAGAUAUGAACUUGAACGAAUUCAAGCCUUUCAUCGACCAGGAGAUGUUGACUAUUCUUGGGCAAAUGGAUGCUGCUACAGAAAUCCUGGAGUACCUGUAUCUCGGAUCCGAAUGGAAUGCCUCAAAUUUAGAAGAACUAAAGGACAAGGGAGUGGGCCACAUCCUGAAUGUGACGCGGGAAAUAGACAACUUCUAUCCUGGAAUCUUCAACUACUUCAACAUCCGCGUGUACGACGACGAAACAACGGAGAUGCUCAAGCACUGGGACAAGACUUACAAGUAUAUUGCUCAGGCAAGGGAGCAAGGAUCCAAAGUGCUGGUACACUGCAAGAUGGGAAUCAGUAGGUCAGCAUCUGUGGUCAUCGCUUACGUUAUGAAGGCCAAUGACUGGAACCUGGACCAGGCCCUGGAAUUUGUACGGACGAGACGAAGCUGUAUCAAACCAAACUCUGGCUUCUUGAAGCAGCUAGAGACGUACCAAGGAAUCCUCAAUGCAAGUAAACAAAGGCACAACAGCAUUUGGCGCUCAAAAUCGGAGACUAACCUCAAGUACGAGAAACCAAAGAAGACAAAAAAAGAAGAGGAUGAGGAAAGGAAAAGCGAAGCGAUGAGGAACCAAAUGAAUCUUCUAAUUCCCGGGUCAGUUUCUCGUCCCAAGUCCUGGUCGCCGGACGACCUCUCUUCGGAGAUCCUCUUCCCCAAAGCUUCCGACAAGAGUCCGAGGUCCGACUGCAGCGAGAACUCCUCGACCGUAACCUCCGAGGGAAAGUGCGCCAAGCUCUUCUCGCGACUGACAAUUCCGCUGUACAUAACUUGCCCCAAGCAGGAAGGUCUCCACCGCGUCGCGUCCGUCAAGGACCGAAUAUGCGAGCUUGAAUCUCAGAAGGAGCCCGCGAAGGCGCCCAACCGGACGCCCGCCCCGGAGGGCAACACGAAGAGCCGGUUCAUCCUCAACCUGGCCAACCAGUUUUCGAGGAACGACGCGCCCGACGAGCCGAGCGUCAUCGAGCCCCUGCACGCGAAGCCUCCGAAGUACAACCCGGUGCCCGCGAAAGAAACCCAGUCCCCUCCUAGUCACCGCCUCGAGGCGUGCCGGCCGCCGGAAGUCCGCAGCCGGAAAGCGCGCCAGACGACGCGACCGGAAGCAGACGAUGCGGGGGUGACGCAGACCUCCCCGGAGAGCUUCUUCCCCUCCCGGCAGAUCCUGCGCACGCAGAGCCUGAGGUGCGAGCACCGCCCGCGGUCGACGGCGGUGCUCCCCCGGGGUCAGUCGAGGUUCCCCCAGGUCCCCAACGUCAUCAUCCACAGCACGAGCACGCCGUGCGUCGUCGAGGCAUUCAACCGGGUGCUCUGGGAAGUGGGGGAGCCCGCCUGCAAGGAGAGCCACGUCGGGGGAGACGGCGCCGGACAGCAGCAGGUGGGGGCGGAAGGCGUGCCGCAGAGGAGGGAGGAAGAGGGGGUGGUGAAGCGCCUGACGAAGGAGCUGGAGGCGAAGGCCGGCGUGCAGCAGCCGAGGAGGGCGGAGGAAGAGAGGCUGCGCAAGCACACGGCCUCCAAGAACCUGUCCGCGUUCCUGGAGCAGCACUGCAGGCUGCACGGCAGGAGGACGGCGGGCGUGCUGCAGAGGUCGCAGAGCGGCCCCGGGCUGCUGCCCCGCCCGACCGUGUGCAGGCAGCAGGGUCUCAGGCGGCAUAGGAACUCCCUGUACAACACCAUGUGACGGCCCCCCUGUAUAGAAACCGACGCGCGGGUCCCCAACGGCGGUGUCUGGCAGGCCUGGGUGUGCCGUGGGUCCUUUUAAGACUUCUCCGAUAGUGCUGCAGGAUGCUUUCUUUUAGCCACCUUGACGCACGUACGACAUUGCUUCGACAGAACUUUGCAGACCGGGCCAACGUUGGCCCCCCCACCCCUGUUUUGAGCAACUUGGUCAUCUUUCAGUGCCUUUCCUCCGAAGGGAAACCAGCAGCGGACCCGCUCUUUCCUGUCAGAAUCUCUCGGGCAACGAGGAGACACGAAAGAUGUGCCAUAUCGUCCCGCUUUGUUGCCCCCCCCCCCCCCCCCCUGCACGUGACGACUGGUGUCCAGAGACAUACGAGACUAUUGGAGAUUAUUUAAAAAAAGAAAGGUGAUGCAAAUUAAAGAUUUUAGGAACAUUA